AUGCUAGACGGUACGAUCAAGUUGGAGGUCAAGUUGACCGGAUUUCUUAACACCCACGUCUUGUCUGACAACGAGGAGGCUGGUCCAUGGGUUACCUGUGUCUAUCCUGAUGUGUUAGCCCACAACCACCGUCCGUACUUGGGUAAACCGGCUUCUUACAAGUUGAUUUUCUCUCAGUGUCCACCGCUUUUGGCAAAGCCAGUCUCGCUUGUGGAUAAGAGAGCCUCAUGGGCCUCUACUCCGGUCCAGGUUGUUCCAUACAGGGAAGAUAGAUUGUAUCCUUCCGGUGUGCACGUUCCACAAUAUUCCGGUGAUGGGGUCAGAGGGAUGCACGAGGGGACAGCUGAUAGCAAUGCCAACAUCCAGAACACUGAUGUUUUUUACUUCCCAUUGAUUCCUGUUGAGCCAAUUUCCUUGUUGUUGAAACCGAAACAUUUCUUUACCGAGAACCCGGCUUUGGAUAUCGUGCCUUCCUACGCUUGCACCACUGGUGAAGCCAAAGCGGCCGCUGCCAACGGUGGGAUUGUGGUAAAGUCCAGAACCGGUACCACGUUCACUUUAACAUUCGAAAGGAUCUAUGGGUUUAUCGGCGAGUGCUGCAAGUAG
Molecule: messenger RNA, 606 nt
Organism: Babjeviella inositovora NRRL Y-12698
Lineage: Eukaryota; Fungi; Ascomycota; Pichiomycetes; Serinales
Exons: 3
Coding region: 1-606 (201 amino acids)
Biological process (GO): amine metabolic process
Molecular function (GO): primary methylamine oxidase activity; copper ion binding; quinone binding
Source: RefSeq, a predicted model, not a curated record